UGCUUUCAUACUCAUUCGUGCAAAAAGACUCCAUCUCCAAGAAACCCAUCUUGUUCUUUUUCCCCCCCUUAUUAGCUCUCUAUUAUCUUUACUUUUCAACUAAAGGAGGCGUUCACUUGUCAAAAUUAUCUUGAUUUGCAGUCGCAUGACGUUAAUUUCAGUCCGUCUGGAGCAUAUUUGUUAAGGAUGAAUCAUACGCCUCUUUUGAGCAGAAUGGACUUGGUGAGAGACGAGCUUCCGCCUGCAAACAAGUAGCUAUAUGCUAGCCGACUGUGGCUUGUUCUACUGUUUGGCUACUAUGGAAAAGCCAAAUUUCACACUUCACCCAUUGACUGGUUGGUCUACAAGCUGCACGUUUUAGAUGCACUUCUUGAAUCCUGCGCGUUGAUUCAAACAACCGACAUGGAGGAAGUUGACAAAAUCUUGAUCCUCGCCCUAAAACAAGUCGGCACCGAGCUGAGUGAGGAGGUUUGUAGUGUCAAAGACUUCACCAGUGAGCUGAUAGUGGAGGCGGUGGUGAGAUGCAUCCGGGUGAUCGAUCCCGGCUUGGGCAGCGCGCUGCCAACCUCCCUCCCGCCUGGAAUGUCUGCUCGCUUCAGGGUGGGGAUGAGCCUGGCACAAGCAUGUCAGGACCUUGGUUAUAAAGGCGAAAUAGGUUAUCAAACCUUCUUGUACAGCAGUGAGACAGAGAUUCGCUCCCUGCUCAUGUUCCUUGUGGAGAAACUGCCCAGGGAAAGUACUGAGGCCUCCGAUCAACCAUCAGGCAAAUCCACCAUUCGUCAGAGAGCUAUUGCUGCUGCUAUUAAAGCCCAGCUGGUAGCACCAUGGCUCCCUCCAAACUGCAGGCUACCACUGCAUGGUGAAACACAAAGUUUAGGUGCAAUGCACAGCUUCCAUGUGCAGCCUCUCAGUUUACCUUACUGUAUCAAAGAUUCAGGGAAGGCAUCACUGAAAGAGAUGAAAGACUACCAGCGAGAUUUUCUUCCUCCUGUGACUGCUCAGCUCACUCGUAAUGCCACUGUGGCAGCGUCCUUACUGGAACAGCACACAGUUGAGCUUAGUGCAUCUCAGGAAUGGGACAAUGAGUGGAACAGUCAGGGACUCCUGUCUCGCCUUACUCCACAGGACUACAGGGCCCGAAAACUGACGCGGCUGCGUAAACGUAUUGAGGAGCAGUUGCGCUCUGCUGCCCUUCCCCCUGCGGAAAGUGCCUUUGGCGCUCUUGGCGCUACCUCGGAUUUGUCUGAAAUACUACAAUCCUUCAGGGGGUCCGCUUCUUCUGACCACAACCUGACCAAGGGCUCUCACUUCACCCAUUCCCAGAAGUUCACUUUUACACAGGAGAUAGACGCAGCACCAUCCCCUGUGCGGCAGACAAAUGAUAACCAUUGCAGUCAGCAGGAGGAGCUAGCGUCUUUGCAGCAACAAUUUCAGCAGCUGUGCAGUGACGUCGACCAACUAACUACGGAACUGAAGCACCUGAGUGUCACUCAUGCUCAGGCACUUGAUGAGCUCAAACAACGGGAGAGGCAGAACAAUGAGCUGGAGGAAAAGAUCCAGCUGAAAAAGAAAACCAUUGAUCUUUUACCGGACGCUGAUAGCAACAUAGUGGAGCUUCAGGCUCAGGUGGAGGCCAGUGCCCAGCGGGUGGUGAACCUGGCUUCUCAGUGGGAGAAACACCGUGCACCGCUCAUUGAGGAACACCGCAGGCUUAAAGCGAUCUGCAGUAAUCAGGAUAUGGAAUCAUCCAAAAAGCUGUCUGAAAUCAAGAUUCUACAUGACAAAAUCCGUUUAUCAACAGAGGAGGCCAAGAAGAAGGAGGAAAUAUACAAACAGCUGGUAACGGAGUUAGAAAGUCUUCCCAAGGAUGUGUCUCGGGCAGCGUACACACAGAGGAUACUGGAGAUUGUGAGCAACAUCAAGAAACAGAAGGAGGAAAUCACCAAGAUUUUGUCUGACACUAAAGAACUGCAAAAAGAGAUCAACAGCCUCACAGGAAAACUGGACAGGACUUUUGCUGUCACCGAUGAGCUUGUCUUUAAGGAUGCCAAAAAAGACGAGUCGGUCCGCAAGUCCUACAAGUAUCUGGCUGCUCUACAUGAAAACUGCAAUCAACUAAUCCAAACCAUUGAGGACACUGGUACGAUCCUAAGAGAGAUACGAGAUCUAGAAGAGCAGAUUGACACAGAAAAUACUAACAAAUUGGUGGCUAAUCUGGAGAAGAUCCUAGAAGACUACAAGGCCAUUCGAAAAGAGAAUUCUGCACUUGCUGCCAAGGUUAGAGACGGCUAACUCCGAGGCACCUACUGAUGGUCAAGCUUAAAAAAAAACUGUUGUUGCUCUGAACUUGACUGAAGCAAUUGCAAUCGGAGAGCAACUUUUCUUCAAAAAGCGGUAUUUGUACCACAGUAACUGAGCAAGCAUUUUUGAUAUGUGAUAUUGAUCCUGAAGCCUGAUGGGGUUUUUUUUUUUUUUCUUUUUUAAAUGUUAAUCACAACAGCGGCUACACAUGAUCUAAGUUUCUAAAACCCACACUGGUUACUGAAAAAACUUGAGACAAAAAUUAUAAUAAAUGGAAAUGUACUGAAUGAAUUAAUGAAAGUCAGGCACCAGCAAUUUUGUUCACUUGUUUUGGUACGCCAUUCCAAUCCUCACUGAAAUCAAAAUCGACAGCAAAAGGUAAUGCCCCAUUCUGCCUUCCUUUCUUUCUCAUUGUUGAGGAAAAAUAACAUAUUAUUAGAUCAUCUUUUUUCUUGAAUACAACAAGCACCCUUGUAAUUUUUAGAAUGAGCCGUAUUUGAAAUGAAUGUUGAGUGAAUGCUAUUUGAAUGUCAUUUAGAUCUAUUAUUAAAAAAGUUAUCUAUUGUUUCAAACAAUAA
Messenger RNA from Syngnathus typhle (broad-nosed pipefish), 2879 nucleotides. It is a transcript of the gene ccdc22, whose product is annotated as coiled-coil domain containing 22. Gene Ontology annotation, biological process: positive regulation of ubiquitin-dependent protein catabolic process. Gene Ontology annotation, molecular function: cullin family protein binding. The coding region runs from base 403 to 2292 and encodes 629 amino acids. NCBI's taxonomy places the organism in Eukaryota, Metazoa, Chordata, Actinopteri, Syngnathiformes, Syngnathidae. The transcript has 16 exons. The record is from RefSeq and is a predicted model, not a curated record.